Molecule: messenger RNA, 933 nt
Organism: Arachis ipaensis
Lineage: Eukaryota; Viridiplantae; Streptophyta; Magnoliopsida; Fabales; Fabaceae
Source: RefSeq, a predicted model, not a curated record
AUGCAAAAAAGUUUAAUUUGCACCAAGUCAAAGGCUUUUAGGUCUCUUCAAAUCAUUGCACGCCGAAAAUUGAGGAAGAUGCUAGCUUAUAAAUACUGGAAGGCUGCACCAAAUUUGAAGGAGUAUGAGUAUUCUAAAUCUGGUAAGGUUGAUUCAGUUUCACUAAAAGUGACAUUAUUUGUAGAAGAGGGAGUUAAACCACUGUACCAUACGAGGAAGAUUGGUUAUAGAUUUGAAAUAUCACAGCAUAACACACUAUUCAAGAGGAGAAAAUUCUUUGAUCGGGGUUCGGUGCUAACAUCUGAUGGAGGAUUCAGCAAUGAUAGUGUAUCUAAUUUGCCUGAGAAAGGAAUGGAUCGAGCUAGCCAUAUAGCAUCUUCAAAAUUGCAUGAAUUGAUUGUGUAUACCUUGUAUGCAGUGAAGUUCAGCAUUAAGUCAUUCAAGAUACCAGAGCUUUAUAUUGAUGUUCUUAAAACUGAAACUAUUGGUUCAUUAAAGAGGACAGUAAUGGAAGCAGUGAUGACUUUAUUUGGAAGCGGAAUGCUUGUUGGUGCUCUUGUUCAGGGUAAAAAAGUUAGAGAUGACAAUAGAACUCUACUGCAGAUGUGUCUAUGUAGUAAAGAAAAGUUGAAUAAACUUGGUAUCACACUGGAGCCCAAUUCUAUUCAAGAUUCUCCAGCUGAUUGUCUCGACGAUCCUUCCCACUAUGAAACAUCUCAUCCUAUCAGAUCCCCUGAAACUCCUAUCCAAGAUUCAGGGACAACUCAUGGUUACAGGAUUUGUCUUUGCCAAUAAGUACAGAGAACUUUGUUGAAAGUAACCAUAAGCAAACAACUUCUGACUGACACUAUAGCUAACAUAACAACACCAAAUUCCAGAGUGCUUGUUGUUGUUCCACCUAGGAGCCCAGAAACAUUAGCCACGGAUCUUGUG